AUAAAACAAAAACCCCUGUAAAAUAAAUCACCACAUUUGUUUAAUCCCUCUCACGGUUACUCUCUGAAACACCUUCCUCUCUUGUAAACCCAAAGCCUCACUCUUUUCCUCCCCAUAUGAUCUAAUCUCUGCUUCUCAGAGGUCUGAGGAAAACCAUGCAAGGGUUUGCGGAGAGAGGUAAUUCAGGGGACUUGGCCCAGCUCCAGUCCACCAUGCACGCCAUUGAGCUUGCCUGCACUUCUAUUCAGAUGCAGAUGAAUUUAGGUGCUGCCGAAGCAACUAUUUUGUCACUUUCCCAGACUCCUCAACCGUACCAGACAUGUAAAUUCAUUCUUGAGAACUCUCAGGUUGCAAAUGCAAGGUUUCAGGCAGCUGCUGCAAUUCGUGAUGCAGCUAUUAGAGAAUGGAGUUUUCUUAGCUCAGAUGAAAAGAGAAGCAUGAUUAGUUUUUGUCUUUGUUUUGUUAUGCAACAUGCUAAUUCACCUGAGGGCUAUGUCCAAGCAAAGGUGUCCUCUGUGGCUGCUCAAUUGUUGAAAAGGGGUUGGCUUGAUUUCUCAGCUGCUGAGAAGGAGGAAUUUUUCUAUCAGGUAAACCAGGCUGUUUAUGGCAUUCAUGGUGUAGAUGUGCAGUUUGCUGGAAUUAAUUUCCUGGAAUCUCUGGUGUCUGAAUUUUCUCCAUCUACAUCUAGUGCGAUGGGUCUACCUAGAGAGUUUCAUGAGCAUUGCAAAAAGUCGUUGGAGCUAGACCACUUGAAGACUUUCUAUUGCUGGGCACGAGAUGCUGCAUUAAGUGUUACAAAUAGAAUAGUUGAGUCAGACUCUGCGGUACCAGAGGUUAAAGUCUGUACUGCUGCAUUGCGUCUCAUGCUUCAAAUCCUGAACUGGGAAUUCAGUCCAAUUGCAGUCUCUCUUGGAGGCAGAAUGGGUACUGAUUCACCUAAGAGAUCCGAGUGUAACCAAGUCCAGCCUGGACCUGCUUGGCGUGAAGUUUUGGUUACUAGUGGUCAUAUAGGCUGGCUCCUGGGCUUAUAUGCGGCACUGAGACAGAAGUUUUCUUGUGAAGGUUAUUGGCUCGAUUGCCCUAUUGCUGUCUGUGCUAGAAAGUUAAUAGUACAGUUCUGCUCCUUAACAGGAACCAUAUUUUCAUCUGUACAAAUGCAUGAACACCAUCUCCACCAACUUCUUUCUGGAAUACUACAGUGGAUUGAUCCUCCUGAUGCUGUUUCUAGAGCGAUUGAAUGUGGAAAAAGUGAAAGCGAGAUGCUUGAUGGUUGUCGUGCUUUGUUGUCAAUUGCAACUGUUGCAACUCCCUCAACAUUUGACCAGCUCUUAAAAUCAACAAGGUCCUUUGGUACUCUUACCUUGUUAUGCAUAUUGAUGUCUGAAGUUGUCAAGAACCUAAUGACUAACAACUCUGAAGAAGAGACUUGGAGCUGGGAGGCACGCGAUAUCUUACUAGACACUUGGACUGCACUCCUUGUGCCAGUAAAUAGGAAUGGUGGAAAUGCAUCUCUUCCACCUGAAGGGAAAAAUGCUACAGCCACUUUAUUUGCCUUGAUUGUACAGGCUGAACUGAAAGCUGCUUCUGCAUCAGCAUUUAAAGAUGAUGACUCCGACUACCUUCAGGCUUCUAUCUCGGCCUUGGAUGAGAGGUUAAGCUCCUAUGCUCUUAUUGGUAGAACAGCAAUUGAGGUCACAGUACCUUUUCUCACAGGACUGUUUUCUGAGCGCUUUGAACGGCUUAAUCAGGGCAGGGGCAUUAUCGAUCCAACUGAAACUUUAGAGGAACUUUACUCAUUGCUACUUAUCACUGGGCACUUAAUCGCUGAUGAAGGGGAGGGAGAAACACCUCUGAUUCCAAAUGCUAUACGAUUUCAUCUUCCGCACAAUCUGGAAGCAGAGAUGCACCCUGUUGUCAUCCUUUGUGGCUCAAUCAUAAGGUUUGCCGAGGAAAGUUUAAAACCAGAAAUGAGAGCGUCGGUUUUCAGUCCCCGACUCAUGGAGGCUGUCAUAUGGUUCCUUGCUAGAUGGUCUUGUACGUACCUAAUGUCUCCUGAAGAAAGUCGAGACUCCACAACUGUCUUGCUCAAAUUUUUUGGACAACACGGUCAAGGAAAAUUGGUUCUGGACAUAAUUGUUCGCAUAUCCUUGACAGCACUGGUGUCAUAUCCUGGAGAAAAGUACCUGCAGGCUCUUACUUGUUUCCAGCUACUUCAUGCACUUGUUCAGCAAAAACAUAUUUGCAUUCAUCUUGUUGCUUUGGAUUCAUGGCGUGACCUUGCAAAUGCUUUUGCUAAUGAAAAAACUUUGUUCUUGUUAAAUACAGCUCACCAGCGUUCACUUGCUCAAACACUUGUUCAGUCAGCUUCUGGUAUGAGAAAUUCAGAGGCAUCAAACCAGUAUGUAAGGGAUCUCAUGGGUCAUAUGGCAACAUAUCUUGUUGAAAUCACAAGCAAGAAUGACUUUAAAAACGUUGCUCAACAACCAGAUAUCAUCCUGCCGGUCAGUUGCUUGUUGGAGAGACUUCGUGGGGCUGCCAGUGCCUCUGAACCUCGUUUACAGAAAGCAAUUUAUGAGCUCGGAUUCUCUGCAAUGAAUCCUGUUUUGAUUCUUCUUGAGAUUUACAAACAUGAGUCUGCAGUUGUAUAUCUGCUACUUAAGUUUGUAGUUGAUUGGGUGGAUGGACAAAUAAGCUAUCUAGAGGCUCAGGAAACUGCUGUUGUUGUCAAUUUCUGCAUGAGUUUGCUUCGUCUUUAUUCAUCAAACAAUAUUGGCAAGAUAUCAAUAACUCUUUCAAGCAGCUUAAGCACUGAAGCAAAGACUGAGAAGUACAAGGAUUUGCGUGCUCUACUCCAGCUCCUUUCAAGCCUUUGUUCCAAAGAUUUGGUUGAUUUUUCAUCAGAUUCCACUGAGACAGAGAGCACAAACAUAUCUCAGGUCGUUUACUUCGGUCUUCAUAUAGUUACUCCUCUAAUAUCGUUGGAGCUGCUGAAAUACCCCAAGUUUUGUUUUGAUUACUUCUCAUUGCUCUCCCAUUUGUUGGAGGUCUAUCCUGAAACAGUUGCACAACUAAGCAACGAAGCCUUUUCUCAUGUACUAGGAACUCUUGAUUUUGGUCUUCACCAUCAGGAUGCCGAAGUUGUUGAUAUGUGUCUCAGAGCUUUAAGAGCUCUUGCUUCUUAUCACUAUUUGGAAACUAGUGCCGGUAAAGUAGGCUUGGGCUCACAUGCUGCAGGCCUCAAGGACCCUGGUGGAAAUUUUCAGGAAGGCAUUUUGAGCCGGUUCCUUCGUUCGGUACUGCAAUUACUCCUUUUUGGGGAUUAUAGUCCUGACCUGGUCAGCGGUGCUGCAGACGCUCUUCUUCCGUUGAUACUUUGUGAACAAAGCCUAUACCAGAAAUUAGGCAAUGAGUUGAUAGAGAGGCAGGCAAAUGAAACAUUGAAAUCAAGACUAUCAAAUGCUUUGCGGUCUCUCACAAGUGCGAACCAGCUUUCAUCUACCAUUGAUCGUAAAAAUUGUCAAAUAUUCAGGAAAAAUCUUAGUAACUUCUUGGUUGAUGUUCGAGGUUUUUUGCGAACAAUGUGAUAUGUCAUGUAUUAUUUAGUUAUAUACGCAUUUGUAAAAUAUGAGGGAGAAUAGACUCUGUUUCAUUCUUUUCUACGAUUUGUGAGAACAAUUUUGAAAGAUGUCCCAGAUUGUGAAUAUUUUGCCUGGGAAGUAUCAUUUCCAUUCAAUAAAAUCCAUACCUAAAUCAAUA
This is a messenger RNA of Rosa chinensis, 3756 nucleotides long. RefSeq names its product exportin-4. Gene Ontology annotation, molecular function: nuclear export signal receptor activity. The record is from RefSeq and is a predicted model, not a curated record. The coding region runs from base 156 to 3584 and encodes 1142 amino acids. Lineage: Eukaryota; Viridiplantae; Streptophyta; Magnoliopsida; Rosales; Rosaceae. Gene Ontology annotation, cellular component: cytoplasm; nuclear pore. The transcript has 33 exons. Gene Ontology annotation, biological process: protein export from nucleus.